This is a messenger RNA of Telopea speciosissima, 1255 nucleotides long. Its product is annotated as phosphoglucan phosphatase LSF2, chloroplastic. The transcript has 5 exons. Gene Ontology annotation, molecular function: starch binding; protein tyrosine/serine/threonine phosphatase activity; carbohydrate phosphatase activity. Gene Ontology annotation, cellular component: chloroplast. Gene Ontology annotation, biological process: starch catabolic process; protein dephosphorylation. Bases 111 to 953 code for a protein of 280 amino acids. NCBI's taxonomy places the organism in Eukaryota, Viridiplantae, Streptophyta, Magnoliopsida, Proteales, Proteaceae. The record is from RefSeq and is a predicted model, not a curated record.
CCAUGACUGUCCGUGCAGUGGGUGUAUAAGAUUUUCUUAUUUUCCGUUGGGAGUUCCUGAAUCCUGACCGAAUCUUGGCAACGGAAAAGGGAGGAAAAAGGAGGAGAAAAAUGGACGCUGUUACUAACGGUUUCUUCUCAACAGUCCUCAGAAUCCAACAUGAAAAUGAGUUCUCUUCAAAAAAGAGACUUUUCUGCAGUUCCAUGGUAUCCAGAAAAUCUUCUAGAAUAAAUAGAGUUUCCUGCAAAGUUUCAGGUGGUGGGAUUGAAGAUAACCCCACGAGAACCAGUAGCAGCGGGACCAAGAUGGAAGAGUAUAACGUUGCGAUGAAGAGUAUGAUGAGGAACCCAUAUGAAUACCACCAUGAUCUUGGCAUGAACUAUACCCACAUAACUCACCAUUUGAUUGUGGGUUCCCAGCCUCAGAAGCGUGAAGACAUAGAUCAUCUGAAGAAGGAGGAGAAAGUAGCCUACAUUCUAAACUUGCAGCAGGAUAAGGACAUUGAGUACUGGGGAAUUGAAUUGGGGUCCAUUGUCAAUCGAUGUAAAGAACUUGGUAUCCGUCACAUGAGAAGGCCUGCAAGGGAUUUUGAUCCAGAUUCCCUAAGGAAGGGAUUACCUAAAUCUGUUUCUUCAUUGGAAUGGGCCAUAUCAGAGGGGAAAGGAAGAGUUUAUGUACACUGUACGGCUGGAUUGGGGAGGGCCCCUGCUGUUGCAAUUGCUUAUAUGUUCUGGUUCUGUGAUAUGAAUUUAAAUAAAGCAUAUGAGAGGCUUACUUCAAAGAGGCCAUGUGGACCAAAUAAAAGAGCAAUACGUGGAGCCACUUAUGAUCUGGCUAAAAAUGAUCCAUGGAAAGAGCCAUUUGAGAGCCUUCCUGAACAUGCUUUUGAGGAUAUAGCAGGUUGGGAGCGGAACUUGAUACAAGAACAAGUCCGUGCCCUCCGUGGAACUUGAGAAUGCAGUGUGUUUGCUUUGAUCUGUGGCCAUGUGUACCUCUGAUGUGACUGGAGAAGGGGUAUAUCUUCCUAAGAUGUCUUCACUUGGCUGGAGUUCUUAUCUGAAGUCAUGCGAUUCUUUUGAGUUAAACAACCCAAAGCUUCUUGAACAAAAUUCAUUAGUUCAUCUGAGCCACAAGUAACUGUUUAAAUUGUACCUUAAGAAACUUCAAUCACUUUUGCUGUUUAAUGGCCUAAAGUCUAUCAUAUAGAACCUUCCCUACCAAUAAUAUCAUUUCACAGAGUUAUUGUCGUAGCUUU